Molecule: messenger RNA, 450 nt
Organism: Vicia villosa (hairy vetch)
Lineage: Eukaryota; Viridiplantae; Streptophyta; Magnoliopsida; Fabales; Fabaceae
Exons: 1
Coding region: 1-450 (149 amino acids)
Source: RefSeq, a predicted model, not a curated record
AUGGAUCCUAAUCAUUUUCAUUAUCAACAAGCUAUGUUCAAUUACAUGCAAAAUUAUCAAAAUCCUAAUUCUCAAAAUUCUCAAAUUCCAUCGGUGUCAAUAAACCCCACCAUAUUUUUUCCGUCACCAAACAAUCCAAAUAUGUUUCCUAGCCCUCAAAUGAAUUAUAGUAGUAUGAAACUUUUUCGUUACGAACCGAUGUUCGGUUGUCAACUUCCACCGUUUUCUACUCAAGUUGGUGCUGAAACAGAAAAAAGUGUUGUCGUUAAAAAAAAAUCUCGAGAGCAAUUUACAAGGGAUGAGGAUAUACUUCUUAUCCGCUCCCGGCUCAAUGUUUCAAAGGAUCCAAUUGUGGGAGUUGAUCAAAAGGCUGAGAGUUUUUGGGUAAGAGUCGCUGCCAAUUAUAACCAGUAUCGUGGACAAUCGCGGAAAAGUCAAGGGGACAAUUAA